This is a messenger RNA of Solenopsis invicta (red fire ant), 1318 nucleotides long. RefSeq lists its product as uncharacterized. The coding region runs from base 476 to 1153 and encodes 225 amino acids. The transcript is spliced from 4 exons. The record is from RefSeq and is a predicted model, not a curated record. Lineage: Eukaryota; Metazoa; Arthropoda; Insecta; Hymenoptera; Formicidae.
AUAAUCGUCAACCACAUCGCAAUUAAUAAUCACUGUACGACACUAUUGUCGCAUUAAGUAUUUCGAAAGUGACUUUCUCCGUUAUCAGCGAUCAGCGAUUUGAUCCCGGAAAGAAAUAGUUUUACUCGUGGUCACAAUUCUAAAAGCUCUCGUUUUCCUUUAUCGUUAAAAAUGAGAGUCACUCGGAUUACAUGAAUAUCGUCACUCCACGGCUUUCGUCCGUCAUAUUUUGGGGAAACUAUUACGCGUCGUCCAAUUGCGAUUCACGGAUUGUUCGACAUUUUAUAUCCCGGAGAAAGUGUCUUGCUGAAACAAUUCCGAUCGGAUGCGACUCACGUUUCGCGCCAACUGUUUCCGUAGUAUAUAGCUCCCCACGGGGUUUUAUCGCGCUGUAAUACCGUCGUGAUUUUCGCCAGCGAUAAACCGUACUUUUUUUAUUGUACGUUACAAGAUAGACCGCACGAUUUUUUUCAUCAUGUUGAAGCACGCAAUUAUCUUAGGUGCGAUGUGUUGCCUCGUCACAGCUGAGGCACCGAUUCAAACCGGUGUGAAGCCGACCAACGUGAUAGGUAGUUCGGAACAGCACACCUCCUUCAGCUUUAUCCGACCAGGACUAACGCAAACAUCGUUCGCAUUCGCCGGACCGAGCUCCCAUCAAUCAUUCGCCGCCAGCAUUGGCAAUCCUCAGCUAGUACAAAAGGUCCAGCCGAGUAUCGCGCAAGCCCUCGCUCAGAGAAACCCUGGCCUAGGAUAUUAUACGUUCAGUCCUGCUGCGAAUGGAGUCUUUCCAAAUUAUGCGACCGGACCAUUGGCGUAUCAGACUCAGACCGUGGAUCCCGCAGUUGCGCUAACGUAUGCGCAGCAACUGCAGCAGCCGCAGCAAGCAUACCUGCAGCCGUACGCGUAUCAGCCGGGCGCUGAAGCUUAUCAAUCGCAAUUGGCGCAAUUGCUCGCCCUUCGGCAGGCACAGUUGGCGCAACAAGGACAGGUGCACACGUUUCCAUCAGAACAGGUGUCUGAGGCUCAGGCUCAGUUGCAGCAUGGACAGCAAGCUGCACAACAAUCGCAGAACUUGCUGGGUGUCGCUUAUUCGUCCGCCCCGACGGUCGCACGCGUAAAGGUCUCUGGAAAUGGAUACAAGUUCAACUUCUGAAUAUUAUGGCACUUACUAUAACGAAAAUAAUGCCUUGUUCGUAAUUACGAAGAUAUAUUUUAUGUAAAACACGUGCACACUCAUAUUUAUUUAUUACAAAAAGAUAUCGUAGAUAAGUUGGCUUCUACAUCUAAUCAAAUGUUGUAUAUUAAUCAAACAUAUUAU